Molecule: messenger RNA, 1692 nt
Organism: Hansenula ciferrii
Lineage: Eukaryota; Fungi; Ascomycota; Saccharomycetes; Phaffomycetales; Wickerhamomycetaceae
Product: Myo-inositol transporter 1
Exons: 1
Coding region: 1-1692 (563 amino acids)
Biological process (GO): transmembrane transport
Cellular component (GO): membrane
Molecular function (GO): myo-inositol:proton symporter activity
Source: RefSeq, a predicted model, not a curated record
AUGACUGGUGUGCUUGACUUACAAAGUACAAAGAGUAAUAACUCACUUGACAAAUUAAAACCAUUAAAUUUAACUUUUGAAAAUGGUGUGAAUGUUGAUAAACCUGAAGUAUCAUAUGAAGAAUUUAUGAAUGAAGCUGAUCCUGCAAAAUUGGAUAGUAUUGAAGAAACCCCAAUCGGUCCUUUCAUCUAUGCUAUAACUCUUGCAGUGGCUCUUGGUGGUGCUCUUUUCGGUUAUGAUUCUGCUGUUAUUUCUGGUGUUUUGGUGACUAUUGAUGAUGCAUUGGGUAAGACAUUAACCACAGGUGAAAAAGAAUUGAUUACUUCAAUCAUGUCUGCUGGUGCUUUUGUUGGUGGUAUUGUUGGUGGUGUUGUCAUUGAUAGAAUCGGUAGAAGAAUACCUUUGUUAAUCUCUAGUGUGUUAUUUAUUAUUGGUUCUAUCAUUCAAGCUUCGGCUUUUGAAUUGAUUCAAAUGUCUAUAGGUAGAUUUGUUGUUGGAUUAGGUGUUGGUCUUGCUCCUAUGAUUGUACCUGUUUUCAUUGCUGAAUUAUCACCUGCUAAACUACGUGGUAAAUUAAUUACAUUGGAUUCCAUUUGUAUCACUGGGUUUCAAGUUAUCGCUUAUUUGAUUGAUUUUGCCUUCCAAAACGUUAAAGGUGGUUGGAGAUAUAUGGUUGGAGCUGCUGCUAUUCCUGCAAUGUUAUUUGGUAUUUCAGUUUAUAUGAUUCCUGAUACUCCAAGAUUUUUAAUUGAAAAAGAUAGAUAUGAAGAAGCAACUGCAGUUAUUAGAAAGAUUUAUCCAAAUGCAACAGAAGCACAAGUUAAAGAUAAAGUUUCAUUAAUUAGUUCAUCAUUCCAUUUCGAAAGUGAAAGCGUUGGUCAAUAUACCGUUUGGCAAAGAUUAAAAUUACUUUAUACAAAUAAGUUUAACCUUAAAGCUUUAAUAGUUGCUUGUGGUCUUAUGGGUAUUCAACAAUUUGCUGGUAGUAAUACAAUUACAUUUUAUGCUCCAACAUUGUUUUCACUUGUUGGGUUUUCACAACCAAUUGCAGUGAGUAUUGUUACAAGUGGUGCUAAUUGUAUAUUUACUGUUGUUUCAUUAUUUACCGUUGAUAGAUUUGGUAGAAGAAGAUUAUUAGUUUCAACUGUUUGGAUCAUGACUUUGUUCUUAGUUAUUGCAGCAGUUUCAAUUCAUUAUAUUCCAAUAAAUAGUAAUUUAGAGUUAGAUGGUGCACCAAAACUAACUUGGGCAGGUAUUUUAUUAUUAAUAUCUAUUAUUGGUUAUAUAGCAGGGUAUGCAGUUGGAUUGGGUAAUGUUGCAUGGUUUGGUGGUGAAUUAUUUCCAAUGGAAGUUAGAUCUAUUGGUGCAACAAUGUUAAAUUGUACAUGUUGGGGUUCAAAUGUUGUUGUUUCAUCAACUUAUUUAUCAAUGAUGAAACAUUUAACACCAAGUGGUGCAUUUGGAUUUUAUAUUGGGACAACAUUUGUUGGUUGGUUAUGUAUUAUAUUUUUUUAUCCAGAAGUUACUGAUAUGACUUUAGAAGAAAUUAAAGAAGUUUUCAAUCAUGGAUUUGGUGUUCGUUAUUCAUCAAAAUUAAGAAAAGAAAGAUUAAAGAAAAGAUUAGAAGAUGAAGGUCAAGUGGAUUUAAAUGAAAAAUCAGAUUCUGAACAUGUUGAGCAGGCUCAAGUUUAA